AUGGGUUUCAUGAAGCGCUUUCGCCGGCAGAAGAGCCCAAAGAACAAAGACUUCUUUCCCCGUAACGAUUAUCACUCGGUCGCCGCCUAUCAUGGUCCAGACUGCACCCCACGCCUAAAUGACAAGAUCUUGCGCCGCAUCUUCGAGGAGGUCUGUCCGCACUCCAUGGACGAGAGCUUGGAUAGCAGCGAGGAUUCCGGCAAUGAAGGCUGCAUGACCUGUGACAUGCGCGAUCUAGCACACUGCGCCCUGGUCAAACGACAAUGGUACAGUGUGGCUGCUGGUUUGCUGUACAAGAGCAUCCGCAUCGACGCUGUACAUUAUUGCGAGCUCGAGGAAGUGUACGCUGCCGAGCGUAGACGCAAAUCCCGCGGUGGCGACGAAAUCGAUCCUCCAACCACGCGACUCCUCCAGCUUUGCCGGACGGUGCGAGACAAUCACUACAUAGGACAACGCGUGCGCUUCUUGAAGCUACCAUACAUGACGAGGGAGUCUUGCAAGGCCGAUCUUGCUCGUACCGUGUCGGUCCUGCCCAACCUCGAGUACGUCGACCUUCCGGAUGGCUUCUACAACGGUGACUCCACCUGCCACACUUUACGCCAGGAGCUCCAGGCAAGGUGCCCCCAUAUUCGAAAGAUGAAAUACAAUGAGGGUGCGGAGAAGUCGCUGGAGACCCUUUUGCAAGGAUUCUGGCAAGAGCUCCGGGUCAUUGAGAUCAACAGAAUCCAGAUCGAGCCUACCGUAUUGAGGCGCGUCCUCGGCCAACUGCCCUGGUUGAGUGAGGUCUCUUUCUCCGAGGUCGCCUGGCUGAACGACAGUGUCCUACAGCCUGUUCCCGGAAUCCCCGAAUUCCCUCCACUCGACACCAUCAAACUGAGGAAGGUCAAGAAUCUCACGGCGCAAGGCCUAGCUCAAUACCUCUCGCACCCAGUCAGCCGGGAUACAUUGCGCACUCUCAAGAUCAAGGAUUGUCCUAGUUUGACAGUGCCUGCUCUCCACAUUGUCUUGCAGAUGGCUACCAAUCUCCGGACACUCGAAUUCACCGCAACAGUAUCUGCCUCGCUACCCAUCGAACCAAUUCCCCCUAUGACCUCCCGAUCACUACACACCCUGAACUAUGAGGUCAUCUCUAGCUCGAGUCACCAGAUGUAUCCACCAGCGGACUCGUACUACCAGUACCUCACCACUUCACUCAUGUCUGGGUCACUCCCAGCCUUGAGGAAACUCUUCGUUCGUGACCCUAGCUUCCCAGAGUCGCUGACGCUGGCACCGCCUGUACGCCCAUUUGCGGACUCGCCACACCACACUCCUCGUGGCUUCAACCAACCGCUCGAGGUUUUCUCCAAAGGAAUGGAUGAAUUGGACUGGAUUUUCACGUCCAUCAUCCCCGCGGAUGCCUACACGGGCAGGCGUGGAUCGCUAUCUGGUGGACGCCCCGUCAGCAGCUAUUCUGCACACAAGGGCCUCGGUCCACAAUGGGGAGGUGAAGCCCGCAAGUCUGUGGUGGUACCAAAUGGGUUCGGGGGCUUUUUGGCUGUUCCCGCAGAUGAUGAUCGGCCGCGAAGUGCAGGCCACCUCGGUCCCUCUCACCAUCGCGGCUUCAGCAACGACAGCACUGGAGGCGUUCGCGCAAGCUUCAUGAGCCAGGUCGGUAGAGACAAGAGGUCGUCCAGGGCCGAUCUCUGGCGGUAA
Messenger RNA from Aaosphaeria arxii CBS 175.79, 1692 nucleotides. Its product is annotated as F-box domain-containing protein. The transcript has 2 exons. Lineage: Eukaryota; Fungi; Ascomycota; Dothideomycetes; Pleosporales. The record is from RefSeq and is a predicted model, not a curated record. Bases 1 to 1692 code for a protein of 563 amino acids.